AUGGAAUUUAAGAAAGAAUAACCUAAAGCAACAUCAAAAAGAUUUAAAAAGAUAACUUAAAAACUUGGAAUCUAAUCUCUAAAUAAAGAAGAAAGAUUUGAUGAAGGAAUGAAAGACUUUUAAAAUUUAGAUACAUUUUUCACAGUCACUGAUUUACUGAAAGACAUGAAUAAAGAAUAACCAACACCAGAGAGAUAGGCAUUAUUUGAAAGUUAAUAAACCUUAAUUAAAACAAAACUAAAACUUAAAAAAUGGAAAUCAGAAUACCCAGAAUAUUUAAAGUUUGAAGAGAAACCUCCUUAAAUAUUAUAUAAAAAUAAGAUCGCUCUAUUAUAAAAAGCACAUACUCAUUUAAAUCUUGAAAAAUAUGAACCUAAACUCUAUAAAGAAGUUGAAAAUUUAUCAUCAUUAUUAAAAGAUAAAUUUAAAAAUGUUGAUUUGAAGGAAUAUCCAUAACUUUAAUUAUUUUAAGAAAUAAGUCAAUUUGAAGAAUUAAGAGUAAAAACAGAAUUUAAUGAAACUCUCAGAGAUAGUUAUCUUAAAGAUAGACUUUCAUUAAAAUUAGAAUAACCUGAAUAAAAACCAAUUGUUUCAUAUGAUACAUACUAUAAGAAUUAUCAUAAUUAAGCUGAAUAAUUAAGAAAUCGUCUUAGAUAAUAAUAAAUGAAUUUCUUUAAUUAAAAAUGGGGGAAUUCUGUUGUAAAAAUGAAAAUGAAAGAAGCAUAAGAUAAAAGAGGAUUGUUAGAGAAAGCAAAAUAAAUAAGAAGACCAGCAGUCACUAAAAAAGUAGUAUUACCUUAUCUUGCUCCUGUUAUUAAAAAUAUUAUAACUGAUAUAUGUUUGGAAGAAGCUGAUAUGAUGGAAUAGAAAAGAGAUUUUAAAAAAGAUAUUAAGGAAUUAGCAAAGAUUGGUUCUGAUUUUUAUGAUCCUAAACCUGAACCAUAAAUUAUGGGAUUAAGAAUUGUAAAUUCUUGA
Molecule: messenger RNA, 975 nt
Organism: Paramecium pentaurelia
Lineage: Eukaryota; Ciliophora; Oligohymenophorea; Peniculida; Parameciidae
Source: the annotation of a GenBank genome assembly